CAGCUGGGGGGAGGUUCUGAAAGUGUAAUCUGAGCCCCUGCUCUGUCUGGUUCUGUCCUUCAGCUCCCCUGUAAUCCUGUCAGCUCUGUAAUCCUCCCACUGCGCUCAGAUCUCUGCAAGUCUUUCCUCACCUCAGCUCUGUGGAAUGCUGCUGGAAACCAUCUGAACCAUUCAGGAUGUUGAGCUGGGUGGUUAAAGUUGUUCCCCAGCCUCCUGAACUUCCUUCCAAAAACACUGAGGAUCCCAAAGAAGGAAAACCAGAUGCUGCUCCGCCCCCUGCUGCUACUGCCCCACCCCCUGCACAUGAGAAGAAGGUGACGUUUGAAGAUGAGAGUAAAAAGGAUGCUGCGAAACCAAAGCAGGACGCUGAGGCAGCUGCAGGGAACGGUCCAGCUCCAGGCAUGCUGACAUGGAUCAGCAGCGCUCUGCCUCAGCCAACACUCCCAGCCAACCAGAACCGAGUCAACUCCACUGCCAAGCUGGAUGAUCCAGAAUCUUCUCCUGAUGUUUGUCUUUUCCUCUCUCACAUCUGCCAGCAGGAGGAAGGUGCAGGAGCCAGCAAGCCCGAUGAUGAGAAAAAGAUGAUGGACUGGAUUUCGCAGGGUUUGGAGAAAGUUGUUCCUCAGCCUGAUCUGAAGAGCAAAGAUUCAAUGACAACUGAGCAGCAGCUUCAGGUGCAGAAAACAGCAGCUCCAGCAGAACUCCAGAAUACUGGGAAGGAGCCAGAUCCAACGGACCAGACAACUCCACCCAGCAUGAUGGAGUGGAUCAAACAUGGCAUUGUGAAGGUGGUUCCUCAGCCAGAGACCCUCCCAAAGACAGAUGGAACCAACAAAUCUGAAACUCAACCUCCACCCAAAGCUCCCCCUGCAGCACCUCCUCCGGCCACCAGACCAGCCUCAGAGACAGACAUGAUGGGCUGGAUCAUCAGCGGGAUUGGACGUAUGUUGCCUCAGCCCAUCCCAAAGCUGGAUGCAGGAAAUGACGAAGCACAGAUCACCAGCACUGCUCAGAAGAAGACAGACCUGGUACUAGAAGACCUGGAGGAGGUGAAGGAGGAGCCACAUGUACAGCACAGUCAGCAGCUGUCCAUAAAGGAGACGGACGAUGCAGAGACGCAGGUAGACCAGCUAACUCCUCUAAUGGACAGCAUCAAGAAGGAGGCCGGAGAGGCCGUCCCCGCUCACAUGGAGGAAAGGUUAGAGCGUCUGGAAGAAGCACGGGUUGCUGAGGAGAUGGCCAGGAAGGCGGCAGAGGAGGCAGUCCGGCAGCUGGAGGUGGAGCAUUCAGCGAAGAUAGUCAUAGAAACACUGCCAGAGUCCAACGAGCAACUGCCCAACAUCCUGGAGGAGGAAAAUGAAGAUGAGCCAGAGUUUCUGGUGGACGUCUGUCCAGCUGAAGAAAAUUUUGAAUCUAGAGCUGAAGAGAACCAGGUGGGAGGCCUGCCCCCGCCCACUGCUCCUGAAGCAACAGAGCAUAUCACUCCUUCAUCCACUGAUGUAGAGCCAGCAUCAGAGAGGAGAGACCUGGAGAGUCCAAUAACCCAACAACCAGAACCACACCAUGAAGAGAUCCCGCCCCCCUCCACAGAGCAGAGCAAAGCAGCUGCACCAGAAGAAGCAGAAGCAGUUGGAUGUGGAGUUCUCAGCAUCUGUGCUCCCGUAAAGAGUUUCCUGCUUCGGUUCCCGCUUGCUGCAGAGUGCAUGGAGCGCUGCAGAAAAACGAUGCUCGAGCACAACCUGACGCCACCCAUGCUGUCCAUGCCGACCCCGCCUGCAGAACUCGUUGGGCUCACCCAGCAGCUGUUGCAGCUCCCAAAGCAGGCGCGGCAGCACUGCAGCAGCAUCACCAGCCGCUUCGCUCUUCCCAGCUUCCUCAGCAGCCUUAACCGCUCCAUUCUACAGCAGAGCUUCUCUCCUCAGAAACCUGAUAAGAGCUGCAGGAAAACUGAAGCCCCCGUGCUGAGGGUGGACGAUGCAGAUCAUAGAGUGCUGCACAGACACAACCUGAACAUCCCACAAAUAAUCACAACCCCAGAACCGGAGUCCAAUACUCUGAUGGUCCCAGAGCUCAGAGCUGAUCUGUCUGCAGGCGAGGAAGAUGAGGAGCUGCUGAAGGCCGGUCUGAAGACCUGGUUAUGUCAGGGAGACCUACUGGCUGCAGAUGACGAGAUACGCCCUCAGUCAGUUGCCAGCGUUGCCAGCACUGUGGUCCAAGACCGUCUAAAUGAGCUGGUCAAGCUCUUUAAAGGUCGGACUGAACGACAGAAAGAUCGCCUGGUGGAUCCGGAUGAAUCCGAGGAGGAGAGUCCCUCUGCUUCCCCCAGCAAAGCUCCACCACCUCCUCCUCCGCCACCUCCACCAGGAGAGGGGAAGGAUGACACAACAGCACCACUGGCAGAGGAGGAGGAGCUGUUCCAGUUUGAACUUCUGGGACAUCCCUUGAAAAUUCCCAAACUACCCCCAAUGCCUGAUUGGCUCCAAGCUAUCCUGGAAUAUCGCUUUCCCUCCAGCAUUGACCCAUUCACCGAUCUGAUCUACGUCAUCUGGCUGUUCUUCGUGGUGGCGGCGUGGAACUGGAAUGUGUGGCUGAUCCCGGUCCGGUGGGCAUUCCCCUACCAGACCCCGGAGAGCCUCUAUCUGUGGCUGCUGGCCGACUACACCUGUGACUUCAUCUACAUCGCAGACAUCCUCAUCUUCCAGCCCAGACUGCAGUUUGUCCGUGGAGGAGACAUCGUGUGUGAUAAAAAGGAUAUGAGGGAACAUUACAUGACCACUGAGAGGUUUAAGAUGGACGUCAUCAGCCUGUUCCCCAUGGAGAUAUUUUACUACUUCACAGGAGUGAACUCUCUGCUUAGAUUCCCUCGCUUGCUGAAGUACAUGGUCUUCUUUGAGUUCAACGACAGAAUGGAGGCAGUGAUGAAGAAGGCAUACAUCUACAGGGUAAUUCGGACCUCCACCUACCUGCUGUACUCACUGCACAUCAAUGCCUGUCUCUUCUACUGGGGCUCCGACUAUGAAGGACUGGGAUCCACCAAAUGGGUCUACAAUGGAAAAGGCAAUGCUUACAUCCGCUGUUACUACUUUGCUGUGAAGACGCUAAUCACCAUCGGAGGACUGCCGGAUCCCACCACCGUCUUUGAGAUCUGCUUCCAGCUCAUCAACUACUUUGUGGGUGUGUUUGCUUUCUCCAUCAUGAUCGGUCAGAUGAGAGAUGUAGUCGGAGCAGCAACAGCAGGUGAAAACUACUACCGGGCCUGUAUGGACAACACCAUCAAGUACAUGAACUCCUACAACAUCCCCCGAGAAGUCCAGAACCGCAUCAAGACCUGGUACGACUACACCUGGAAGAUUCAGGGCAUGUUGGAUGAACAGGAGCUCCUGAUUCAACUUCCUGCUAAAAUGAGACUGGACAUCGCCGUAGACGUCAACUAUUCCAUUGUCAGCAAAGUGGCUCUGUUUCAGGGCUGCGACAGGCAGAUGAUGUUUGACAUGCUAACCAGGCUCAAGUCUGUUGUGUACCUGCCUGGAGACUUUGUGUGUAAAAAGGGGGAGAUUGGAAGAGAGAUGUACAUUAUCAAGCAGGGAGAGGUUCAGGUAGUGGGUGGUCCUGACCUCCAGACUGUGUUCGUCACCAUCAGAGCCGGUUCUGUGUUUGGAGAGAUCAGUCUGCUGGCAGGGGGCGGAGGAAACCGGCGGACAGCCAAUGUGAAGGCGCAUGGAUUUGCCAACCUUUUCAUCCUGGAUAAGAAGGACCUGGCAGAGAUUCUGGUCCAUUACCCUGAGUCCCAGAAACUCCUGCGCAAGAAGACCAAGAAAAUGCUGACCAAGGACAAGAAGCCGGAGGAGAAGGAAACAUGUAAGGAGGCAGCAGAGGUCAUCCCACCCCGACCAGACACCCCCAAAUUGUUCAAGGCUGCUCUAAAGGUGACGGAGCAGGUGGGCAUCGAGGGAACCUUCGCCAAGCUGAAGAAGGCCUACAAACCAUCUGAGGACCAAAAAGAGGCUCCUCCCACCAUCUCUCCAGCCCCGCCCCCUUCUCCAAUGCACCGCCGCUCUCCGGUCCCUCGGACCCUGGCCCCAGACGACAAAGAUGAGUCUGUAGCAGAGACGGCGGACAGCUCCGUCAUCAUCAGGAUGACGCCACGGCAGGGAGGGGAGGAGCUUCUGACUGUGGAGGUGUCAGCAGAUGAGACAAAGAAGGGGGUGGAAGAGAAGGAGAAAAAAGAGGAAGAGGAAAAGAAAUAAGUUGAAUUCCUCCUUUAUUUUUGUUUGCAUGGAAAACUGCAGUACCACCUUUGGCCACAUGAGCCAGCUAACGCGUCAGUGGGGGGCGCCGCUACCACAGGGAGAGGAAACCACCCAAAAAGAGAAGUGAUGAAAGAAACUCCGUUUCCCAGAGUUCCUAGCUUGUGUCUUGCAGCUUUAAUAUAAUCUACCACAUCUGUUUUUCUCACUGAACUGAAGCUUUUAGAUGCGUCCUCCUGUUUAUUAGAGAGGAUGAAGAGUGGACGAUGCUGAGCAGCAUUCCUUCUGGUUGAUGGACUGAAAGUUCUGCUCUGUAGCUCUAACACAAACAUUAUUAUUCUCAACAUGUUUUUCACUUAAAUAUUCUUUGGAGAAUAUAAAAAAAAAUGUCUCUGACUCAUCCUGCUCUCAGAGGGGUGCACUAACCUAUCGCUUGAAAUUCUUUGUGCCGUUUAAAGUCUUUGCAGAGCUGGAGCAGACAGGUUAGCAGAUAGGAAAGUCAAUAAAAACUCAGAGACAAAAUGAUGCAUAUUUCAGGGCGAUUCCAACAUCCCUUUAAAUGUUUUGUCCUCCCAACUGCAGCCUUUAGGGGGCACCACAGCAACUAGACCUAUGUUACUCCAACCCUCUGCUGAUCCUUCACAACACCCAUAAUCCUUCUGGUCUUCCUACUGCCCUCCCUGCCACCUCCAUAUCCAACACCAUUUACUCAAAGUGAAAUUCUGAAUCUGUAAAAUAUCCCCUGUUGUAAAAUAAACAUAUUUGAAAGGAGCUUUCUGUUUCUAACAGAACCCCCAUGUUGAACGUUUAGCUGGAUUAAACUGUUGAAGCAUUCAGUGUGAACAGUCAGAGCUCAGAUGGUUCAUUGAGCAGAAGCUUCUGCUAAGGCUGAAUCCCUGCAGAGAUCUUAGAGGUUCAGGAAACAGGAAGGGUUUGCUGUUCCAGCUGAAGCUGCAGAGGAAACAUGGACAAACUAGGAAAGGAGGAAAUGAGACUGAGGCACAGGAAGCUGCUGAUUAGUCGGACAGUAGAAGAAGUUUGAGGAGCUGCUUUGAUCUUGACUUUGUUUCCAAAUGUUUGGAAUGUUUUCCGACUGACGGGAAUAAAAAACAAGCUGUUUGUACCA
Messenger RNA from Girardinichthys multiradiatus, 5373 nucleotides. It is a transcript of the gene cngb1a, whose product is annotated as cyclic nucleotide gated channel subunit beta 1a. Bases 177 to 4247 code for a protein of 1356 amino acids. Gene Ontology annotation, biological process: monoatomic cation transmembrane transport; retina homeostasis. Gene Ontology annotation, cellular component: plasma membrane; intracellular cyclic nucleotide activated cation channel complex; photoreceptor outer segment. The record is from RefSeq and is a predicted model, not a curated record. NCBI's taxonomy places the organism in Eukaryota, Metazoa, Chordata, Actinopteri, Cyprinodontiformes, Goodeidae. Gene Ontology annotation, molecular function: protein-containing complex binding; intracellularly cGMP-activated cation channel activity; intracellularly cAMP-activated cation channel activity. The transcript has 38 exons.